This is a messenger RNA of Poecilia reticulata (guppy), 1057 nucleotides long. Its product is annotated as complement C1q-like protein 3. The record is from RefSeq and is a predicted model, not a curated record. Gene Ontology annotation, molecular function: protein binding. Lineage: Eukaryota; Metazoa; Chordata; Actinopteri; Cyprinodontiformes; Poeciliidae.
UGAUGCUCUGCGCUGGUAGCUGCCUUCCUGACAGCAUGUCAGAUGAUGAAAGAUGUUAUGCAAAACAUCUUUGUUAGUUCAUCAGCCCAUCUCCAAGGAGGAAUGGCAGAGGAUCCCCAAAUCCAGGGCACAAGAACACAGCAGUAACAGCGUUAUUAGUGGAGAGGAUGAGGCUGAGACUCAGAUGUCCAGAUCAGAGAAAAAUAAGGAAGAGCUGGAGCUUCAGCUGGACAUCUGGGAGGAGCUGAGAAACCUGCGAGAUUUGGUAUUGGUACAAGCAGUAGAGCUGAGGCUUCUGUCAGCAAAACUGGCAGAAAGUGACAAUCGGAUGAAGGUCCUGCAGGAGGAGAUUACAGUGAUGAAGGACAGGCUCACUGCAGCAGAGACUCUGGUUGAAGAAAUGCAGAUGGUGGGAGAAGCUGAAUCUGCUGAGCUUUCAAUGACUCAACAAAAACUCAACAUCGUGCAGGACAGGCUAUUGGUGAACGUAGCUCAUGUGGAAGAGCUGCAGGAGAAACAGGAAGCAAGUAAAGUGGCUUUUUCCACUUCUCUACUGGAAACUGGUGAAGGAAACACAUUUUACGAUGACUAUACCACCAUGGUGUUCAGGAAUGUGAUUACUAACAUUGGAAACCACUAUAACCCAAUCACAGGUUUCUUUACUGCACCAGUAAGAGGAGUCUAUUACUUCAGAUUUACCGCUCAUAUUGCACACACUAUUGAGAGGAGCAUGACAAUAAGAAUAGUGAAGAAUAAUGAUCUCAUAGUUUUAUCAGGGGAACGAGCCACAACAACCACAGAUCCUGAGGACAAUGUGUCCAAUGGAGUUGUGUUGGAGUUGGAGGUUGGAGAUCUUGUUGCUUUGCAAUUAAGUGGAAAUGCCUGGGAUGACCAGUAUCACAGAACAACCUUUGGUGGAUUUCUUCUCUUUGCCUUGUAGAUGUUAAUGUUUUUUGUAUUUUAUAAACUUCUGCUUUUUUAUUGUGACACAGCAACACCAAGUACACUUGUAAAUGCUUGUUGGUGCGGACAAAAAAAAAUAUUAAAGAUAAAUUUU